CGGCAGCACAGGGCCAUAAACUAGUAUACUUAUCAAACAAAACCACCAUAGAAGUACUGGAUUAAGAAGUGGACUUGUUAUGGGUCAGGAAGAGGACAUUCCUCAACAAAUAAUAGUUUAAUAACGUUGCAAAGGUGACACAUCGUUCCGUCGAUGGAUCUAAAUGAAGAUAGUGUUAAUGCGAUGUGCACCCGGAUAUGCUUGUGUGUUCUCUGCGGUUUACCUGCAGCAGGAAAGUCGACGCUCGCGCAGGCGGUCAACUCUCACUCUGCACAACGAGGAUGGAGGUCCGCUGUCAUUUCUUACGACGACCUGAUUCCCGGUGACGCGUUCAAUGUGAAGGAAGUCGAGGAUGAGGAGGAUAUUCCGCGAUCGCAGACGCAGACUGAAUGUCCCACCAAUCAGCUUCCACCAAUCAUCUACCAGAUCAACAGGGAUGUCCGGAGUCGUCUCCUUCACGCCGCUCAGGUCUGCGGGACACCGGCGGGCUCUUCUCGGGUCUGCGGGACACCGGCGGGCUCUUCUCAGGUCUGCGGGACACCGGCGGGCUCUUCUCAGGUCUGCGGGACACCGGUGGGCUCUUCUCAGGUCUGCGGGACACCGGUGGGCUCUUCUCAGGUCUGCGGGACACCGGCGGGCUCUUCUCAGGUCUGCGGGACACCGGCGGGCUCUUCUCGGGUCUGCGGGACACCGGCGGGCUCUUCUCGGGUCUGCGGGACACCGGCGGGCUCUUCUCAGGCUUACCCAUCACCUUCAGAUCGACCACCGCCGCCACUCGUCAUUCUGCUGGAUGACAACUUCUACUAUCCAAGCAUGAGAUACGAGGUGUACCAACUGGCCAGAAAACACUCUGUGGGAUUCUGUCAGGUGUACGUCCACUGUCCCGUGGAGUCGUGUGUCAGGAGAAACCAGCUGAGGCCCCAGCCGUUACCCAGUGAUGUUAUAGUAGAGAUGGCCAAGCGCAUGGAGCCUCCAAACCCUCAGAGAAACUCAUGGGAGCAGAACAGUGUCACUGUGGACAGCGAACACCACUUCACCAUAGAAUACAUCCAAAGGUUGGUGAAGGUGAUCUCUACUGCGUUGGAGAACCCACUGUGUCCAGUCCAGGACAACACUGAGCAGAAGGAGGCUGACCGUCAGAGCUGUGUGUCCAGUGUGGUCCACCAGGCUGACCAGGCCUGCAGACGCCUGGUCUCACAGGCCAUGCAGGAGGCCAGAGAACAUCAACUUCCCCCAGAGAGGAUGAGGUCUCUGGCAGCUGACUUCAAUGAAUCCAAAAGCACAUUUCUCCAGGACCUGCGGAGACAGGUUCUCCGCGGCCUUCCCUUAACCCAGGGAGAGGACGUGGAGGGGGUCGUGAACAGAGCCGUGGACGUCUUCAACAAAGAGAAACAGGAAAUCAUUGCAAGACACCUUCCUCCUUAUGACAGAAUAAAAUGACACAGAUAAUGAGGGAUGGAUGACAGCCAUUAUGUAACUUUCAUUGAUUCUAUGGAAAUAGUCAUACAUAUUAACGUUAGUGAUUACAUUUCUUUAUUUUUCUGACAAAAUGUCCAACCUGUUAGGUGCAUAUACAGGGUGGAACCUAGCAAGGUGGAACCUAACAGGGUGGAAAUGUGGAGGCUAACGUAGCCGUAGCACUGGGUGGAACCUAGCAAGGUGGAACCUAACAGGGUGGAACCUAACAGGGUGGAAGUGUGGAGGCUAACUUAGCCGUAGCACUGGGUGGAACCUAGCAAGGUGGAACCUAACAGGGUGGAACCUAACAGGGUGGAAAUGUGGAGGCUAACUUAGCCGUAGCACUGGGUGGAACCUAGCAAGGUGGAACCUAACAGGGUGGAAAUGUGGAGGCUAACUUAGCCGUAGCACUGGGUGGAACAUAGCAAGGUGAAAAUGUGGAGGCUAACUUAGCCGUAGCACUGGGUGGAACCUAACAGGGUGGAACCUAACAGGGUGGAAAUGUGGAGGCUAACUUAGCCGUAGCACUGGGUGGAACCUACCAAGGUGGAAAUGUGGAGGCUAACUUAGCCGUAGCACUGGGUGGAACCUACCAAGGUGGAAAUGUGGAGGCUAACUUAGCCGUAGCACUGGGUGGAACCUACCAAGGUGGAAAUGUGGAGGCUAACUUAGCCGUAGCACUGUGAGUGAUCAAGAUCCAGCUAGCAUAAUGGUGCCCACUUGAAGAUAAUUUUUUUACUGUUCUGACAAACACAAUUUGAAAUGAUCAAAUGUUCAUCUAAUUUAGCCGAACAAGCAGGGGACAUUUUAAGAGUGAGACCGUACUGACUAACAUCAUGAAACAUUAAAAUGUAGAUGUAAACCGAGUGUUGUUACUUAAUGUGGCGUUGCGUUGCUAUGGACACUUCCUGAUUGUGAUGUCAUCAUCCACUGAAAACAAAAACGGUCAAAAAUGCAAACAAAAAUUCCCAUUGAGAUCGAUAUGUUUUGUGUUUUUAUGGAAAAGGACACCUACCUUUCUAUUUAAAGCCCUUUGGAAUAGUGAAUAAGAGGUGUUAUUUCCUGGGGACAGAAAAGGCACUGCAUAACAGGAAUGAAUGACCCGGUCUGUGAGAGACACAAAUCUUGCUUGUUUGUAGGUGACCAAAUACUUAUUUUCCACCAUAAUUUGCAAAUAAAUUCAUUAAAAAUCCUACAA
Oncorhynchus gorbuscha (pink salmon) is the source of this 2656-nucleotide messenger RNA. Its product is annotated as L-seryl-tRNA(Sec) kinase-like. Gene Ontology annotation, molecular function: tRNA binding; kinase activity. The record is from RefSeq and is a predicted model, not a curated record. NCBI's taxonomy places the organism in Eukaryota, Metazoa, Chordata, Actinopteri, Salmoniformes, Salmonidae.